AUGCAGAUUAAAGUGCCGGGGGGCUCGUUCACAGGUGCGAUUGAAGGAGAAAUCGUGAGGUUCCGAAAUGUCCCUUAUGGCAUUCUAAAGGCUCGAUUUACAGAGGCCGAGAUGGCCAAUAACGUAGGCGACUGUGACUGCACCCGUCAAGGACCGUUAUGCCCGCAAGAUAAGCCUUACAGAGACAGCUAUCUGAGUGUUGCCGAGGAAGAUGUGAUCGAAUUCGAAGAGGUUUACGAUGAAAUGAACUGCCUCAAUCUAAUGAUUACAAUGCCCAAAUCCGUAGGCACGGCCAAGCUCCCAGUGGUAGUAUGGGUACAUGGCGGUGGUAAUUCUGCUGGAACGGCAUAUCGUGGGGUAAACGACCCCAAGGAUUGGGUGCAACGCGGUAUUGAUAUUGGGAAACCUUUCAUUGUUGUAACAAUUCAGUACAGAGUGCAUUUCUUCGGCUUUUUACCUUUCAAAGGGAAAGGAAAUUUCGGCCAGUACGAUCAACUGCUGGCCACAGACUGGGUUCACAAGUACAUUGGCUACUUUGGCGGUGAUAAAGACCGAGUCACAGUGGCUGGACAAUCAUCUGGCUCGUUUUGUGUGUGGAACGUUAGCUGUCGUCCCGAUGCAAAAUUCAAACAGGCUGCAUAUCUCUCAGGUUCCCUGAAAGGUACUUCUACAAGGUCACUUGAAGAGUACGAAGAGUUGACCAAAAAGAUUUGUAACUUGCUCAAUUGCACGGAAGACGAGCUGCAAACAUGUCCAUGGCAUGACCUGGUACGGGCAUACAAGGAACUUGGUAUUCAAGUUUUGAUGCAGUGUGACGAUGGGCAUUUCAAACCAAAAGGAGAAUGGCACAAACCUCCACAAAACAUGCAUCGAGUGAUUAUCAGUGAUUGCAUAGAAGAUGGCCAAUUCUUCACUGAUGGAUUACAGGAAGGACAACUAGUGGGGAUGUUACAGCAGCUAAUCCCCGAGUCUGUCCAAAAAGUUUACCCUUUAAAAACCGACCAUCAAGCGAUUCGGCUGCUAACAGACUAUAUAUUUGCAGCCGGAAACCACAGUGUGGACUGUGAGAUGCAGCAAACUAUCAAGGUGUUUCGACAGCUAUUUGACGCAACGAAUCCUGUAGAUCCGUCGCGCGGUAACAUUCACAUGGUAGAGCUGCUCUAUCUAUUGCAUGCAUACAAAGUGAAGCCAGAAUAUCUGCCACUGGUCCAUAGAGUUCAAGAUUUGUGGAUUGAUCUCAUCUAUUAUGAAGACCCUUGGGAUCCCAAACAAGAGUUUUUAAGAGUCGAGAGCACUACCGUUGUUGAGCCAAGAGAAAAUCUGUCAAAGUACAGAGCGAUAGACAAGUUUCACGUCUUGGAUAACGAGGUUGUUAGGAAAUCUAGAAAUACAAUUAGUGGUUGGUAG
Wickerhamiella sorbophila is the source of this 1407-nucleotide messenger RNA. RefSeq names its product Lipase 3. NCBI's taxonomy places the organism in Eukaryota, Fungi, Ascomycota, Dipodascomycetes, Dipodascales, Trichomonascaceae. The coding region runs from base 1 to 1407 and encodes 468 amino acids. The transcript has a single exon. The record is from RefSeq and is a predicted model, not a curated record.